CCGACAGCGAACCAAUCAGAGCGCGAGGAAAGCGCAAGGGGGGAAAAAGGCCGCCGUUCGAAAAGAAACCAAGAUGGCGAACUCGCUUCAGCAGCGCCGCGAAUUUGCUCUUCGUUUCUGCCGUUUCCUUCAGCGAACAUAUGAUGAAGGAAGGAAGGAUUCCAGCAAAGGGCCCUGUACUUUUGAGGCGGAUGUUCACGGCUAUUUGAAUGAUGAGGGAAGUGCAAAUCCCUUGGAGAACUUCUGGCAAAGAAGCGGGGAAGUGAUUAUUCUAGAGAAAGUGAAGCCAUGUGAAGAAACCAGCCAACUAGAAGAAACCAGCCAACUAGGUGAUGUCUCUGUUUCUGUAGAGAAGUCUUCAGCUCUUCCUUUGCCAGUUUCAAGAGCGAGGCAGCUCAUUUCGUUCUUCACCAUGGCUCAUAACCCACAUAUGAGCCACUUAAAAAUAGACGGGAACCGUGCGGCAUUGCCUCUUCCGUUGUGGGUGCGAUGCGAUCGCUCCGAUCCCAAGCAGACAAUUUGGAUGGGAGCCGAGCCUUUCAGCGCUGGGAAAAACUCCACAGACAUCAUUCUUUACACAAUUACCUGCCAAGGUCCUAUGUCAAAGAGGAAAUGUUCCACAAGCCUGGAAAACCUGAAAGAGAAACAUCAAACAAGACAUCGGUGUUCUGAUCUGACUGCAAAGGGCUUUGCUCGUUACGAGUUCCUUGAAACUGUUUCCUUGGCCUCCCUCUCUUUGGAGGACAGCCUUGCUCCCGUGGAGAGAAAUAUAUAUGCCGAUUUCUCUUGGAACAACGUCACAAAGGUCCUCCAGACGCCUCCUCCCACUUCAGUUGCUCUCCUGAACAUUCAGAUGGCAUCUGGGAGCACUUUGAGUUCUAUCUACGAGCUGUACAGGGAGCUGCAAUUUCUCCUUAAUUUAAGCGAAAGCUUGAAGAGCGGCACAACCGACUGGCCUAAGCCUUUGGGCCAGAAAUCGGCUAUUCAAGUGGUGCGGAAACUUUUGAAAGAUUUAAAGGAUGAAGCAGAUGGGUUAAAGACGCCAAACCAAGAUCCUUCUGAGAGUCCCCGGGACACCAGCAGUGCAGUCUGUGGUUCUAUGCAAAGUCUUUUCAGUCGGAGAGGAGACCUGGAUUUCGUGGAACAGCUGUGGUCUAAAAUAUGGGGAAAUAUCGUUUCCUAUGAGGAACUGGUGGAGUGUUUCACGUUGGUCAUGAAAUCCCUUCAGUGUGGUGAAUUGCAGGCACCGGUCCAUGAAGGAAGCAACAGUUUGCUGAGCAAACUGAUUAAACAAUCCUAUUAUGGAAAAGUUGAAGCGGUUUCUCUUAGCGGUGAUGCUCCUCUGCAGAUGUUUCUCGAAAUUGGUGUGGAUAAAUUGAAGAGGGAUUAUUUCCACUAUUUUGCAGGCAAAGAACUUACAACGCAGGCUCACUUGGACUACUUCAUGUCUGCUUCAGUCGACCUGCAGGAACAGGUCCAUCGAGUGCAGAAGCUCCAUCAUAUGCUGGAGAUCGUGCAGAACUGUGUGGAGCUCCUCAAACUUGAGCAGGAACACCUCAUCUUUUUGACGCAGUCCUGCAUCAACUACUACAAGGAGAACCCCCUGAAUGAGAAACAUGUCUUUCAGCUUCCAGUCAAGACGGCUUUUCUGAAGGCGUUCUACCAAAGUGCUUUCCCCCAAGUUUGGAGAGUGGAAAUCAGCAGCGGGCAAGGGCCGAAGAAACUGAGGACAGUGUGGCAGCUCAGCGCCAGCCUUCCAGAUGAACAAAUGGACGCAAGCCUUGCGGGUCUCCUGGAUGAAACAGAAGCUUGCCUCAGCAAAGAGGAAAUGUGUUUCACGGCUCUGGCUGAAUGCUCUGCAGUGCACUUUGGCUAACAAUAGCGUGUUUAUUUAGAUUUCCUUAAUUGAUGUAAAACUGGUGUAUUGAAAUCCCUUGCCUUAACAUUUCAAGGAGAGUCAAUGGGAAACCCUCCUAUAAUAUAGCUGUUGGGCCUUAAAAUGGCAACCCAUUAUAUAUGUAUAUAGUAUUCAUGUCACAUUGACAAUUUGUUGGGUGGCUGCAUUAAAUGCAGCGAAGGGAAUUCGCAAGGACUGAAAGGGCAAGAUGUCUGUGUCAAAUAAAAAUACAAUCCUGGCAAUUUCUAGGAAAGCUGUGUUAUUACUGGAUUUGUGGAUGUAUAUUUUUUUUUCCAGGCUUUUGUCUUGGCAAAUUUUUUGAUUGGUUUCAGCGCUGGAAAAGCAUUGGUUUUAAGGACUUGGAUGUUCAGGUUGGCCUUUGGUGAGACAGUCACUGGAUGACCAGCCUCAGUCGGUAUUAUAAUUCUAUCCUGAAUUUUAUUAGGUUCCAGAAGCAUUCUCUCCUGACAUUUCACCCACAUCUAUGGCAGGCAUCCUCAAGGGUGUGACGUCAGUUGGAAACGAGACAAGUGAGGCUUAUAUAUCUGUGGAAUAUUGUCCAGUGUGGGAUAAAGAACCCUUGUCUGUUGUAGGCAAUUGUGAAUGUUGCAAUUGAUCACCUUGAUUAGCAUUGAUCACCUUGAUUAGCAUUAGCAUCUCUUAUCUGGGUAUUUUAAUCUGAUGAUGCUAUUUUUAUAUUGCUGCUGCAGUUCCCCCAUCUAUGAAGUUGACUGAAUUGUACUUGGUGGUUGACUGAUAUUAUUACUGUUGUAUUAACUCUUGUUUUGUUGCCUUAUUCUGUUUUAUCUCUUGUAUAUUCUGCAAUGUAUUUACGCUGUUGUUUUUGUAAAUUAUACUGAUCGGGUUUUACCCCAUGUGAGCCGCCUCGAGUCCCCGCGGGGAGAUGGUGGCGGGGUAUAAAUAAAGGUUAUUAUUAUUAUUA
Anolis carolinensis (green anole) is the source of this 2840-nucleotide messenger RNA. It is a transcript of the gene zwilch, whose product is annotated as zwilch kinetochore protein. The coding region runs from base 74 to 1876 and encodes 600 amino acids. NCBI's taxonomy places the organism in Eukaryota, Metazoa, Chordata, Lepidosauria, Squamata, Anolidae. Gene Ontology annotation, cellular component: RZZ complex. The record is from RefSeq and is a predicted model, not a curated record. Gene Ontology annotation, biological process: protein localization to kinetochore; mitotic spindle assembly checkpoint signaling. The transcript is spliced from 18 exons.